AUGGUGAUCUACUACAAUACAAGUUCUAUUCUGAAUCUGCAACCCCUAAACCUGCCCCUCGAGACUGCGAUAUCUACGUUUCUUCUGGCCACACUAAGUUACCUGGUCAUUUUGUUCUGUAACCUCUGCCUCAUCCUCACAGUCGUCCUGAACAAGACUCUGCACCAGCCCAUGCACCUCCUGCUCAUUAACCUCCCCAUCAACGACCUCAUCGGCUCCACCGCCUUCUUCCCGCAGAUCAUUAAAGAAUUACUCUUGGACACCCGAAAGAUGCAUUACACAGCGUGUCUUGCGCAAGCGUUUUGCAUUCACACGUAUGCUGUCGGGGCCGUGUUAAUUCUCAGUCUCAUGGCCUACGACAGGUAUGUCGCAAUUUGUUCCCCGUUGAAAUAUCAAAGUAUCAUGACUAAUGCACAUAUAAUGAAACUAAUUACAGCGAUGUGGGUGUUUAGUUUGAUUUUGGUCAGCGUGAUUUUCAUUUUGCUCUUGCGCUUACCGCGCUGCAAGUCUCUCAUUACGCACUCCUAUUGUGACAAUCCGUCCUUACUGGGACUGGUGUGCGCAGAUACGUCCAUCAACAACAUAUAUGGUCUCUUUACGGUGGCUAUCGUCCAGUUGAUAGGCCACGCAUCCAUUAUUUACACCUACCUUCACAUCCUCGUUGCCUGUUGUAAAACCAAGAGGUCUGACACAAAAUCAAAAGCCAUGCAGACGUGUGCAACACACCUGGUCGUUUUUCUAUUGUUAGAAUGCAUGGGUCUGUUCACGAUCAUAUCAUACAGAUUAAACAAUAUAUCGCCUGUUUUACGAAGAUUUAUAGGUGCUUCCGCCAUAAUAUUCCCUUCAACAUUGAAUCCGAUCAUCUAUGGACUUAAAACCAAAGAAAUACGUGGGAAAGCACUCGCUUUUUUCAGGAAAAGAAUAUUUAUAUUUUGA
This is a messenger RNA of Gadus chalcogrammus (walleye pollock), 936 nucleotides long. Its product is annotated as olfactory receptor 52N5-like. The coding region runs from base 1 to 936 and encodes 311 amino acids. NCBI's taxonomy places the organism in Eukaryota, Metazoa, Chordata, Actinopteri, Gadiformes, Gadidae. Gene Ontology annotation, cellular component: membrane. Gene Ontology annotation, biological process: G protein-coupled receptor signaling pathway. The record is from RefSeq and is a predicted model, not a curated record. The transcript has a single exon. Gene Ontology annotation, molecular function: G protein-coupled receptor activity; olfactory receptor activity.